GGCCACCUUGCAGGGAGAGUUUUUUGACAGUCCCUCACUUGUUUCUUUGCAUGUUGGCUUAGCUUGGCGGGCUCCCGACUAGACUAGUGGCUGUCUAGUGAUGAGGCUGUGUGCUUCUGAGCUGGGCAUCCGAAGGCAUCUUUGGGGAAGCUGAGGGCACGAGGAGGGGCUGCCAGACUCCAGGAGCUGCUGCCUGGCUGGAAUUCCUACACCGUGCGUUGCCUGGCUCCACACCUGGCUGGGUCCUACCUGUCAGAGCCCCAAGGUAAAAGGGCCGGGGAAGCAUCUUAAUUUAGAGUGCGGUCUCAGUUGGUCCUGCCAUUCCAGAGAAACAGAGAAAAGGUAUCCCUUUUCUCAGACUCCCCUGAAAUGUAUGGUUUGCUCUGAACCCAGAGAGAGAUGACAGGUCUGCGGGUGUUGCUGGGUGCAGAUGUAAGUUGCUAGGGGAAAGUGUUUGAAGGGGAGAAGUCAGAGGUGACUUUGCCCCCUCCCUCAAUUCCAGAUGAGGAAAUACAGGCCUGAAAAGGGAAAGUGACCACCUCAAGGUCUCAUGCCCUGGAGGACCCAGCAGGAAUCCAAGACCUCUGAAAAGGAAGGGCAGGGCUCUUGCCACCACUGGGGGUGUGGUCAUGGUUUUCCAUCCAUGGAAGGCCCUGAGAGAUUUUGUCUUUCUCCCUAGGGCCAGCAUCAGAGGAGCGAAUAGCUCAGUUCACUCCUCCAUGUGCCCUGGGAGGUGGUUUGCCACUUUCACGGUUGGACUGUGUUGGAGAGAAACAGAGAGCCACCCAGGGGUGGGGACCAGCUCUCUGCGAGUCAGGGCUUGCCGAUCACUUGCCCAAGUGGCUCCCUAGCUCCUGGCUCCCGGCUCUGGGCCUGGGACUCUCCCCGAAGUGUAGCUGGCCACUGUGAGGAGCCGACUGGAGGUAGGGACCUCUUGAAGGGCCCAGGCAGUUGGGAUGCCACUUCUGAUAAAGCACGUGGUGGCCAUAGCAGGUGCCUGGUGGCUCCACAGCCUGGCCAGCGUCUAGUGGUGCAGAAAGAAAGUGAAAGGGAAAAGAACUGCGGGGAGGCGGGGAGGUAAGAUGAUAAGGGGACGAGCUGCCACAGACUCGCCGCGGCCCCAGAGCUGGCGGGAGGGAGAGGCCACCAGCAGCGCGUGCGGGAGCCCGGGGAACAGCGGCAGCUCACAGUGUGCCACCAUGGAGUUGGGGCCACUAGAAGGCAGCUACCUGGAGCUUCUCAACAGCGAUGCUGACCCCCUGUGCCUCUAUCACAUCUAUGACCAGAUGGACCUGGCUGGAGAAGAAGAGAUUGAGCUCUACUCAGAACCCGACACGGACACCAUCAACUGUGACCAGUUCAGCAGGCUGUUGUGUGACAUGGAAGGCGAUGAAGAGACCAGGGAGGCUUAUGCCAAUAUCGCGGAACUGGACCAGUAUGUGUUCCAGGACUCCCAGCUGGAGGGCCUGAGCAAAGACAUUUUCAUAGAGCACAUAGGACCAGAUGAAGUGAUCGGUGACAGUAUGGAGAUGCCAGCAGAAGUUGGGCAGAAAAGUCAGAAAAGACCCUUCCCAGAGGAGCUUCCGGCAGACCUGAAGCACUGGAAGCCAGCUGAGCCCCCAACUGUGGUGACUGGCAGUUUCCUAGUGGGACCAGUGAGCAACUCCUCCACCCUGCCCUGCCUGCCACUGCCUGCUCUGUUCAACCAGGAGCCAGCCUCCGGCCGGAUGCGCCUAGAGGAAACCAAUCAGAUGCCCAUGUCUUCCUCUAGUUCCUCGUUGAGCUGCCUGAAUCUCCCUGAGGGACCCGUCCAGUUUGUCCCCACCAUCUCCACGCUGCCCCAGGGGCUCUGGCAAAUCUCUGGGACUGAAACAGGGGUCUCCAGUAUAUUCAUCUACCAUGGUGAGGUGCCCCAGGCCAGCCAAGUACCCCCUCCCAGUGGACUCACUGUCCAUGGCCUCCCAACAUCUCCAGACCGACCAGGAUCCACCAGCCCCUUCGCUCCAUCAGCCACUGACCUGCCCAGCAUGCCUGAACCUGCCCUGAUCUCCCGAGCAAACGUGACAGAGCACAAGACGUCCCCCACCCAAUGCCAGGCAGCUGGAGAGGUCUCCAACAAGCUUCCAAAAUGGCCUGAGUCGGUGGAGCAGUUCUACCGCUCACUGCAGGACACGUAUCGGGCGGAGCCUGCAGGCCCCGAUGGCAUCCUGAUGGAGGUGGAUCUGGUGCAGGCCAGGCUGGAGAGAAGCAGCAGCAAGAGCCUGGAGCGGGAACUGGCCACCCCGGACUGGGCAGAAAGGCAGCUGGCCCAAGGAGGCCUGGCUGAGGGCCUGCUGGCUGCCAAGGAGCGCCGGAGGCCACGUGAGACACAAGUGAUUGCUAUGCUGGGCAAAGCUGGUCAGGGCAAGAGCUAUUGGGCUGGGGCAGUGAGCCGGGCCUGGGCUUGUGGCCGGCUUCCCCAAUACGACUUUGUCUUCUCUGUCCCCUGCCACUGCUUGAACCGUCCGGGGGAUGUCUACCGCCUGCAGGACCUGCUCUUCUCCCUGGGCCCACGGCCACUCGUGGCAGCCGAUGAAGUUUUCAGCCACAUCGUGAAGAGACCUGACCGCGUUCUGCUCAUCCUAGACGCCUUUGAGGAGCUGGAAGCGCAAGACGGCUUCCUGCACAGCACAUGCGGACCGGCACCAGCCGAACCCUGCUCCCUCCGGGGCCUGCUAGCUGGCCUUUUCCAGAAGAAGCUGCUCCGAGGUUGCACCCUCCUCCUCACAGCCCGGCCCCGGGGUCGCCUGGUCCAGAGCCUGAGCAAGGCGGAUGCCCUGUUUGAGCUGUCCGGGUUCUCCAUGGAGCAGGCCCAGGCCUAUGUGAUGCGCUACUUUGAGUGCUCAGGGAUGACCGAGCACCAAGACAGAGCCCUGGCGCUCCUCCGGGACCGGCCAUUUCUUCUCAGUCACAGCCAUAGCCCCACUUUGUGCCGGGCAGUAUGCCAGCUCUCAGAGGCCCUACUGGAGCUUGGGGAGGAGGCCGAACUGCCCUCCACACUCACGGGACUCUAUGUCGACCUGCUGGGCCGUGCAGCCCUCAAUGGCCCCCCGGGGGCCCUGGCAGAGCUGGCCAAGUUGGCCUGGGAGCUAGGCCGCAGACACCAAAGUACCCUACAGGAGGACCAGUUCCCAUCUGCAGACGUGAGGACCUGGGCGAUGGCCAAAGGCUUAGUGCAACACUCCCCAGGGGCCACAGAGUCCGAGCUGGCCUUCCCCAGCUUCCUCCUGCAAUGCUUCCUGGGGGCCCUGUGGCUGGCUCUGAGUGGUGAAAUCAAGGACAAGGAGCUCCCGCAGUAUCUAGCAUUGACCCCAAGGAAGAAGAGGCCCUAUGACAACUGGCUGGAGGGCGUGCCACGCUUUCUGACUGGGCUGAUCUUCCAGCCUCGCGCCCGCUGCCUGGGAGCCCUAGUCGGGCCAUCAGCGACUGCCUUCGCGGACAGGAAGCAGAAGGUGCUAGCAAGGUACUUGAAGCGGCUGCAGCCGGGGACACUGCGGGCGCGGCAGCUGCUGGAGCUGCUGCACUGUGCCCACGAGGCUGAGGAGGCUGGAAUUUGGCAGCACGUGGUGCAGGAGCUCCCUGCCCGCCUCUCUUUUCUGGGCACCCGUCUUAUGCCUCCCGAUGCACAUGUAUUGGGCAAGGCCUUGGAGGCUGCAGGCCAAGACUUCUCCCUGGACCUCCGCAGCACUGGCAUUGACCCCUCUGGAUUGGGGAGCCUCGUGGGACUCAGCUGUGUCACCCAUUUCAGGGCUGCCUUGAGCGACACGGUGGCGCUGUGGGAGUCCCUGCGGCAGCAUGGGGAGACUGAGCUACUUCAGGCAGCAGAGGAGAAGUUCACCAUUGAACCUUUCAAAGCCAAGUCCCUGAAGGAUGUGGAAGACCUGGGAAAGCUUGUGCAGACUCAGAGGACAAGAAGUUCCUCGGACGACACAGCUGGGGAACUCCCUGCAGUUCGGGACCUAAAGAAACUGGAGUUUGCGCUGGGCCCCAUCUCAGGCCCCCAGGCUUUCCCCAAACUGGUGCGGAUCCUCACGGCCUUUUCCUCCCUGCAGCAUCUGGACCUGGAUGCGCUGAGUGAGAACAAGAUCGGGGACGAGGGUGUCUCGCAGCUCUCAGCCACCUUCCCCCAGCUGAAGUCCCUGGAAACUCUCAACCUGUCCCAAAACAGCAUCACUGAUCUGGGUGCCUACAAACUUGCCGAGGGCCUGCCUUCACUCGCUGCAUCCCUGCUCAGGCUAAGCUUGUACAAUAAUUGCAUCUGCGACAUGGGAGCCGAGAGCCUGGCUCGUGUGCUUCCGGACAUGGUGUCCCUCCGGGUGAUGGACGUUCAGUACAACAAGUUCACGGCUGCCGGGGCCCAGCAGCUCGCUGCCAGCCUUCGGAAGUGUCCUCACGUGGAGACGCUGGCGAUGUGGACGCCCACCAUCCCAUUCAGUGUCCAGGAACACCUGCAACAACAGGAUUCACGGAUCAGCCUGAGAUGAUCCCAGCUGUGCUCUGGACAGGCACGUUCUCUGAGAACACCGAUCACGCUGGACCUUGAACUGGGUACUUGUGGACACAGCUCUUCUCCAGGCUGCAUCCCAUGAGCCUCAGCAUCCUGGCACCCGGCCCCUGCUGGUUCAGGGUUGGCCCCUGCCUGGCUGCGGAAUGAACCACGUCUUGCUCUGCUGACAGACACAGACCCGGCUCCAGGCUUCUUCAACGUCCAGUUGGAUGGUUGCCUGGUGGCAGCUGCAGUCCACGCAGGAGCCCUGAGGCCUUCCCUGCAGGACAUUGCGGACGGCCACGGCCAGGCCAGAGAGAGUGACGGAGGCAGCCCCAUUCUGCUUGCCCAGGGCCCUGCCACCCUGGGGAGAAAGUACUUCUUUUUUUAAUUUUUAGACAGAGUCUCACUGUUGCCCAGGCUGGAGUGCAGUGGUACGAUCUGGGCUCACUAAAACCUCUGCCUCUUGGGUUCGAGCAAUUCUCCUGCUUCAGCCUCCGGAGUAGCUGGGACUACAGGCACCUACCAUCACGUCUGGUUAAUUUUUUUUUAUUUUUAGUAGAGACAGGGUUUUGCCAUGUUGGUCAGGCUGGUCUCAAACUCUUGACUUCAGGUGAUCCGCCCACUUCAGCCUCCCAGAGUGGUGGGAUUACAGGCGUGAACCACCGCACCCAGCCACAGAGAAAGUACUUCUCCACCCUGCUCUCCGACCAGACACUUUGAUAGGGCACACCGGGCACUCAGAAGACACUGAUGGGCAACCUCCAGCCUACUAAUUCCCCAGAUUGCAACAGGCUGGGCUUCUGUGGCAGCUGCUUUUGUCUGUGGGACUCAAUGUACUGACUUUGUUUGGCCAAGGCCAAAGCUAGGCCUGGCCAGAUGCACCGGCCCUUAGCAGGGAAACAGCUAAUGGGACACUAAUGGGGUGGUGAGAGGGGAACAGACUGGAAGCACAGCUUCAUUUCCUGGGUCUUUUUUCACUACAUUAUAAAUGUCUCUUUAAUGUCACAGGCAGGUCCAGGGUUUGAGUUCAUACCCUGUUACCAUUUUGGGGUACCCACUGCUCUGGUUAUCUAAUACAUAACAAGCCACUCCAAAACAUAGUGGCUUAAAACAACACACAUAUUUA
Messenger RNA from Chlorocebus sabaeus (green monkey), 5654 nucleotides. It is a transcript of the gene CIITA, whose product is annotated as class II major histocompatibility complex transactivator. Lineage: Eukaryota; Metazoa; Chordata; Mammalia; Primates; Cercopithecidae. The record is from RefSeq and is a predicted model, not a curated record. Gene Ontology annotation, molecular function: ATP binding; protein binding. Gene Ontology annotation, biological process: positive regulation of MHC class I biosynthetic process; positive regulation of transcription by RNA polymerase II; positive regulation of MHC class II biosynthetic process.